AUGCGCACCGUAUGCGUCGGCAUAGGCCGCGAGCUCGGCGACGACGACCCGGAAGACGAGAAGGAGCCAGAAGAGACUGGCGCCCUGCUCAGUGUCAGCUCGCCACUGCCGCCCGUUGUCUGCACAUGCCCGGGAGGUGUACGGGACCGUCGUGAGCAGAGUCAAGAUCCCCGCGCAGUCACUUCGGCCGCUCGACCCAGCCUACCGUUCGCUGUCGACACCCUACUCCUCAGGUUCUUCCUUGCGAACAAGCUCGCGAUGGUAUACAUCACCGUCCCACACUCGCCACCGGAGCUCGUCCUCGAUGCUGAGGGGCUCCGCAAUAUCGAAGCCGAGCUCGUGCAUGUUGUACAUGUCGGCGCUGGCUGCGAGCUUGACGGCUACCGUGAUUGGCGCCUCGUACAGCAUCGGCUCGCUGCUAUCACCCGUCAUCUUCAGUCGGCACGGGCUGGAGAAUGUACAGGAUCCUCGUGA
Peniophora sp. CBMAI 1063 is the source of this 474-nucleotide messenger RNA. The record is from the annotation of a GenBank genome assembly. Lineage: Eukaryota; Fungi; Basidiomycota; Agaricomycetes; Russulales; Peniophoraceae.